AUGGCCACAAGAAGCGAUCUUCAAGGACCUUACGAAGGUUUUGAUUGGAAAUUAUUCUGUCAGAUGCCUUCAUGCCCAUUCAACACCGAUGGCAUAAAAAUCUCAAGCUGGUGGUUAUUUCUAUGCAUUUGCUACCUCAGUUGUUUUCUCAUUGGGAUUAUUUUUACUGUCAACGGUUUCGCUUCGAUGGGCAAUGAGAUGGCCGCUGUCGGCGUGGGUUUGGUGAUCGUUGGCGCAAGUUUGGCGAUUGUAUGUGACGUUUUACGACGGCUUGGCGUAGGAUGGACAAAAAUUGUUCCGGAAUCACCUUAUCCUUCUCGGCAAUUUGUUCAUACAAGCGGUGAAUUUGGUUUUCCUAUUCCGUUUUUACCCGGUUAUCCGGGAUUUUGUUCUGGCGGGGAGGAAACACGCUGCGACAGCCCCCCUCCUUAUGUAAACUCCCCGCACGGGGACGACUCGGUUGCAAGACCUACUAUAACUUGUAUUAAUGAGAGCGAAUCCCAAGGGGUUGUUUCAGUUCGUGAUAAUCCUACAGGUAGAUACUCUACAAUUUCAGAGACACCACGAUGUGAAACAAGCAUAACUGAGAAUUUAAGACAAGCAGCGUUAGUGCUUGUUACUCCUACGGGCAUCGAGCACAGAACUCUUAAUCCUCCUCCACCUCCUUACGACUUCGCAUCGGCUGAUAGAGAGGAUAGAAUAUCGUGGUUAUAUGAUACCCCGCCGGCAUAUGGAGAUUUUGUGUAG
This is a messenger RNA of Porites evermanni, 747 nucleotides long. The record is from the annotation of a GenBank genome assembly. NCBI's taxonomy places the organism in Eukaryota, Metazoa, Cnidaria, Anthozoa, Scleractinia, Poritidae.